Molecule: messenger RNA, 5926 nt
Organism: Octodon degus (degu)
Lineage: Eukaryota; Metazoa; Chordata; Mammalia; Rodentia; Octodontidae
Gene: Syngap1
Product: synaptic Ras GTPase activating protein 1
Exons: 19
Coding region: 190-4224 (1344 amino acids)
Biological process (GO): negative regulation of Ras protein signal transduction; regulation of GTPase activity
Source: RefSeq, a predicted model, not a curated record
UGCUGCUGCUGCCGUUGGCUCUCAUUCUCCUCCUCCUCCUCUUCUCUCCUCCUCUCCGCUCCUCUCUGCUCUUCUCUCCUCCUCUCUCCUCCUCCUCCUCCUCCACCUCCUCCUCCUGCUCCCCCUUUCUCUCCCCCUCUUUCUCUCUUUUCUUUCUCCCCCGUCCCCCGCCCCCUCCCCCCAGGCCUGAUGAGCAGGUCUCGCGCCUCCAUCCAUCGGGGGAGCAUCCCCGCGAUGUCCUAUGCCCCCUUCCGAGAUGUACGGGGACCCCCUAUGCACCGAACCCAAUACAUUCAUUCCCCGUAUGACCGUCCUGGCUGGAAUCCUCGGUUCUGCAUCAUCUCGGGGAACCAGCUGCUCAUGCUGGAUGAGGAUGAGAUACACCCCCUUCUGAUCCGGGACCGGAGGAGCGAGUCCAGCCGCAACAAACUGCUGAGACGCACGGUCUCCGUGCCGGUGGAGGGGCGGCCCCACGGCGAGCAUGAAUACCACUUGGGUCGCUCGCGGAGGAAGAGUGUCCCAGGGGGGAAGCAGUACAGCAUGGAGGCCGCCCCCGCUGCGCCCUUCCGGCCCUCGCAAGGCUUCCUGAGCCGAAGACUGAAGAGCUCCAUUAAACGGACGAAGUCGCAACCCAAACUUGACCGGACCAGCAGCUUUCGCCAGAUCCUGCCUCGCUUUAGAAGUGCUGACCAUGACCGGGCCCGGCUGAUGCAGAGCUUCAAGGAGUCACACUCCCAUGAGUCCUUGCUGAGCCCCAGCAGUGCGGCGGAGGCCCUGGAACUCAACUUGGAUGAAGAUUCCAUUAUCAAGCCAGUGCACAGCUCCAUCCUGGGCCAGGAGUUCUGCUUUGAGGUAACAACGUCAUCAGGAACAAAAUGUUUUGCCUGUCGGUCUGCAGCGGAGAGGGACAAAUGGAUCGAGAAUCUACAGCGGGCAGUGAAACCCAACAAGGACAACAGCCGCCGGGUAGACAAUGUGCUGAAGCUGUGGAUCAUAGAGGCCCGGGAACUGCCCCCCAAGAAGCGGUACUACUGCGAGCUCUGCCUGGAUGACAUGCUGUACGCACGCACCACUUCCAAGCCCCGAGCGGCCUCGGGGGACACCGUCUUCUGGGGCGAACACUUCGAGUUUAACAACCUGCCGGCUGUCCGAGCCCUGCGGCUGCAUCUGUACCGUGACUCAGACAAAAAGCGCAAGAAGGACAAGGCGGGCUAUGUCGGCCUGGUGACUGUGCCGGUGGCCACCCUGGCUGGGCGCCACUUCACAGAGCAGUGGUACCCUGUGACCCUGCCUACGGGCAGUGGGGGGUCUGGAGGCAUGGGCUCGGGUGGAGGUGGGGGCUCCGGGGGCGGCUCCGGGGGCAAGGGCAAAGGAGGCUGCCCAGCGGUGCGGCUGAAGGCGCGGUACCAGACCAUGAGCAUCCUGCCCAUGGAGCUGUACAAAGAGUUCGCGGAGUACGUCACCAACCACUACCGGAUGUUAUGCGCGGUGCUGGAGCCAGCUCUGAACGUCAAGGGCAAGGAGGAGGUGGCUAGCGCGCUGGUCCACAUCCUGCAGAGCACGGGCAAGGCCAAGGACUUCCUCUCUGACAUGGCCAUGUCCGAGGUCGACCGGUUCAUGGAACGGGAACACCUCAUAUUCCGCGAGAACACGCUUGCCACUAAAGCCAUAGAAGAGUACAUGAGGUUGAUUGGUCAGAAAUACCUCAAGGAUGCCAUCGGGGAGUUCAUCCGCGCUCUUUACGAAUCCGAGGAGAACUGUGAGGUUGAUCCCAUCAAGUGCACAGCAUCCAGUCUGGCAGAGCACCAGGCCAACCUGCGCAUGUGCUGUGAGUUGGCCCUGUGCAAGGUGGUCAACUCCCAUUGCGUGUUCCCGAGGGAGCUGAAGGAGGUGUUUGCAUCCUGGAGGCUGCGCUGUGCAGAGCGGGGCCGGGAGGACAUCGCCGACAGGUUGAUCAGCGCCUCGCUCUUCCUGCGCUUCCUCUGCCCGGCCAUCAUGUCGCCCAGCCUGUUUGGGCUUAUGCAGGAGUACCCGGACGAGCAAACCUCACGUACCCUCACGCUCAUCGCCAAGGUCAUCCAGAACCUGGCCAACUUUUCCAAGUUUACCUCAAAGGAGGACUUUCUGGGUUUCAUGAAUGAGUUUCUGGAGCUGGAGUGGGGUUCUAUGCAGCAGUUCCUGUACGAGAUCUCCAACCUGGACACGCUGACCAACAGCAGUAGCUUCGAGGGCUACAUCGAUUUGGGCCGAGAGCUCUCCACACUGCACGCCCUGCUCUGGGAGGUGCUGCCCCAGCUCAGCAAGGAGGCCCUCCUGAAGCUGGGCCCGCUGCCCCGGCUCCUCAACGACAUCAGCACGGCCCUGAGGAAUCCCAACAUCCAGAGGCAGCCAAGCCGCCAGAGCGAGCGGCCCCGGCCUCAGCCUGUGGUGCUGCGGGGGCCAUCGGCUGAGAUGCAGGGCUACAUGAUGCGGGACCUCAACAGCUCCAUCGACCUUCAGUCCUUCAUGGCUCGAGGCCUCAACAGCUCCAUGGACAUGGCUCGCAUCCCCUCCCCGACCAAGGAGAAGCCACCUCCACCGCCGCCCGGUGGGGGUAAAGACCUGUUCUAUGUGAGCCGGCCACCCCUGGCCCGCUCCUCACCUGCCUACUGCACGAGCAGCUCGGACAUCACGGAGCCGGAGCAGAAGAUGCUGAGUGUCAACAAGAGCGUGUCUAUGCUGGACCUGCAGGGUGAUGGGCCUGGUGGGCGCCUCAACAGCAGCAGCGUUUCCAACCUGGCGGCCGUCGGGGACCUGCUGCACUCGAGCCAGGCCUCUCUGACUGCUGCCUUGGGGCUGCGGCCUGCACCUCCAGGACGCCUCUCCCAGGGGAGCGGCUCAUCCAUCACAGCAGCUGGCAUGCGACUCAGCCAGAUGGGUGUCACCACAGAUGGCGUCCCUGCCCAGCAGCUCCGCAUCCCCCUCUCCUUCCAGAACCCUCUCUUCCACAUGGCGGCUGAUGGGCCAGGGCCCCCUGGAGGCCACUCAGGGGGUGGUGGCCAUGGCCCACCCUCCUCCCAUCAUCACCACCACCACCAUCACCACCACCGAGGUGGGGAGCCUCCAGGGGACACCUUUGCCCCAUUCCACGGCUACAGCAAGAGCGAGGACCUCUCCUCGGGGGUCCCCAAGCCCCCCGCUGCCUCCAUCCUCCACAGCCACAGCUACAGUGAUGAGUUUGGCCCCUCUGGCACUGACUUCACUCGUCGGCAGCUCUCACUCCAGGACAACCUGCAGCACAUGCUGUCCCCUCCCCAGAUUACCAUCGGUCCCCAGAGGCCUGCCCCCUCGGGGCCUGGGGCUGGGGGUGGUGCGGGCAGCGGGGGCGGUGGGGGUGGGGGCCAGCCGCCUCCGCUGCAGAGGGGAAAGUCCCAGCAGUUGACGGUCAGCGCAGCCCAGAAGCCCAGGCCGUCCAGUGGAAACCUGCUACAGUCCCCAGAGCCCAGUUACGGCCCUGCCCGCCCACGACAGCAGAGCCUCAGCAAGGAGGGCAGUAUCGGGGGCAGUGGUGGCAGUGGUGGUGGCGGAGGUGGGGGCCUCAAGCCCUCCAUCACCAAGCAGCAUUCUCAGACACCUUCCACGCUGAACCCCACGAUGCCAGCCUCGGAGCGGACAGUGGCCUGGGUCUCCAACAUGCCUCACCUGUCUGCCGACAUCGAGAGUGCCCACAUCGAGCGGGAGGAGUACAAGCUCAAGGAGUACUCGAAAUCUAUGGAUGAGAGCCGACUAGAUAGGGUGAAGGAGUACGAGGAGGAGAUCCAUUCACUGAAAGAGCGGCUGCACAUGUCCAACCGGAAGCUGGAAGAGUACGAGCGGAGGCUGCUGUCCCAGGAGGAGCAGACCAGCAAGAUCCUGAUGCAGUAUCAGGCGCGCCUGGAGCAGAGCGAGAAGAGGCUGAGGCAACAGCAGGUGGAGAAGGACUCGCAGAUCAAGAGCAUCAUUGGCAGGCUGAUGCUGGUGGAGGAGGAGCUGCGCCGGGACCACCCCACCAUGGCUGAGCCCCUGCCUGAACCCAAGAAGAGGCUGCUCGACGCUCAGGAGAGGCAGCUUCCCCCCUUGGGUCCAACAAACCCGCGUGUGACGCUGGCCCCACCUUGGAACGGCCUGGCCCCCCCAGCCCCGCCCCCCCCACCCCGGCUGCAGAUCACGGAGAACGGCGAGUUCCGAAACACCGCAGACCACUAGCCCACCCAGCAUCACAGACCUCCGCCUCCUCCUGCCCCCACCCCAGAACAGCACCAACCACCAAGACUGGACGUCACCGAGGGACUCCCUGAAGGCCUCCUUGGGGAGCACAGGCCCCUGCCCCCAUCGCACCAUUUCCAGGAGGGAAGGGGGUACCCUCAACUGCCCUCUUUCCCUUACUGUUGGGGUGCUGCCGCCUCUCUGACACCCCUUCCCCCCCCAACCUUGCCCCAGGACACCGCCAGCCCUACACAGACCCCUCUACUCCGGGGUGCUAUCCCCAUCCUCUGCCUCAUCAGUCCCCUGAACACUGGGGGACAGACCCUCACCCCUGCCCUGGGGGUGUGGCACCUCCAAACUUUCAACUUCAGGGUGAUUUUUUAGCAGUAACCAGAGCUGACAAUCUAACUCCCCUGCACCGCCCCAUUUUGGCCUCCCCUACCCCCCUUGUUAUGGGGAGGGGACCCCGGGUGAGGGGGCCCUAUUACCCCUUGAUUUCUCAGGAGCGUCUGGGGGGGGCUCAGCACGCACAAACUCCCUUCUCCUUCCACUCUCACAUUUACUCCCUCCCCACCCAGAACCCAGAUGGGGUGGAAGGGGCCAGCGGGGCAGGGAGGGGGCGGCAAGGGGGGAAUGGGAGUCUUCUCCCCUUCUUCCCACACCUGAUCUGCUCUCGGCUGGUCCCAGAGCGGGGUGAGGGGGCUUAGGCCCCCCCCUCCCCCAGUGUGUUGGGUGGGGUGGAAUUGAGAUAGGAUGAGGGAUGUAGGAGGGUGUGUGUGUGGGCGGGGACAGGCCAGUUGGCCCUCCUCCCCCAACAGUCUCCUCUCCUCUCUCUCGGUCUCUACUCCCAGGGGGAGGGGGGAACUUACUCUAGGAAAAGCCAUGUCUCUCUCCCCCAGGGUGGGGGACCUAUGUUGGAGGAGGGGUGUUGGGGGGCCCUUAAUGCCUCUGUCCCCCUGGGGGGGUAGGACAGGGCCGGGCUUCCCUCCCACCCUCCCCCGCCCCCUCCCCCCUCGCCUCCUCCCCACCCGCCAGUCCACAUCGGUGUUUCUCUGUACAUAGCUCUCUGGCGGGACGGGGAGGUAGGAUGGAUGGGGCUUGGGGCGGGCUGGCCGUGGGAAGGAGAAGCCCCUCCUUGGCACACCCCUCUUGCGGACUGCUGUCCCCGGCCCAGUCUCGGUCCCUCAUCCUUGCGUUUGAUAUUGAGACUUCCCAGACCCCACCCUUCUUUCUUUUGUAUGGACAGUUCUCCCUCAGCCCCAUCCCCCUACACACAUACACCCAGCCGGGGCCAAAUUUAUACUUAUAUAAAAGUUGUAAAUAUGUGAAAUUUUAUCCCUGUGCCCUCUCUGCUUUCCCACCUCAGGCCCUGCCCUAGGACCCCUUUCUCUCUUUGGCUGUUGUAAUUAUCUGGGGUUUGUACUGUACAUAUUCGGGGUGUGUGUGUGUGUGUGUGUGGGCUGGGGGCAACCCUUCUGUACAGAGCUUCCUGGCCCCUGCCCCCGCCCCGCCUCUCCCACCCAAAGGGUAGGGAGCUCUUUCUACCCGUUUUGUUUUGUUUUCUCGUUCUCUCUCCCCUUCCCACUCCCAACCUUCUCUGUCCCCAACCACUGGCCCCUUUCUCCCAGCCCCAUUUCCUUUUUUUCUGGAGUGUGUGGUGAAACAGAAAAAUCAUGUUUAAUAAACGGAGAUUGUUCUUUUA